This is a messenger RNA of Racocetra persica, 1091 nucleotides long. The record is from the annotation of a GenBank genome assembly. Lineage: Eukaryota; Fungi; Glomeromycota; Glomeromycetes; Diversisporales; Gigasporaceae.
GAAAAUAAUGUCUUCUCUAGUAUUAGGAUGGAGAAACAUCCAAAAGCCUUUAAAAAAUGAAUAUAUUGAGGUUCAAACAAGUGAUGAAGAACAAAAUUAUGAUCCUAUCAAAUCAAAGGAACAAAAAAUUUCAAAUAUCAACGACGUUCCGAAAGAAAGAAGUUUAGCUGUCGAGGCAAUAUUUCCGAUAUUAAUAUCAGCAGCAGGAUUGAUGCUUGCAGGAUGGCUUUUAGACAUGGUUCAAAGUUGGCCAGUUUUUACCAAUGUUCCAGAACUGUAUAUUUUGGUACCGGUGUUAUUAAAUUUGAAAGGAAAUCUUGAAAUGAAUUUAGCAUCACGAUUGUCAACUUCGGCAAAUUUAGGCGAGUUAGAUAUUCCAUCGGUUCGGUACACACUAAUUUGGGGUAAUCUCGCAGUCCUCCAAAUACAGUCGUUGGUCGUGGGAGCAAUUGCUGGGUUGUUUUCUUCUAUAGAAGGAAUAAUCUUUAAUCCAAGUCAUAUAAUAGCAUAUCAUGAAAUCAUGUCAAUAGUAGUUGUUUCAAUGGUGUGUGCUGCUUUAAGUAGCAUGAUAUUAGGGACACUUAUGUGUAUUCUCAUAAUAUUAUCAAGAAAAUUUUGCAUAAAUCCAGAUAACAUUGCAUGCCCUAUGGCAUCGUCACUCGGUGAUAUAUUCACAUUAAUAGUUCUUUCUUCAUGUAGUGAAUUAUUUUUUAGUUAUCUUUAUUCAUGGGCCAGUACUGUCAUGUUCUUAAUUUUGGCUGUGAGUGUUCCUCUAUGGACGUCUAUGGCAUGGACUAAUAAAUUAGUUCGACGUUUGUUGGUUGAAGCAUGGACUCCUCUUUUCGUUGCUAUGGUGAUUUCAAGUAUUGCUGGAUUGGUAUUGGAAAAAUAUAUUGAACAAUAUCAUGGGCUCGCAUUUCUAACUCCUGUACUUAAUGGAAUAAUUGGUAAUUUAGGGUCUAUAUACGCAUCAAGAAUAUCCACUCGUCUUCACUGUGGCACUGAAGAAGAUUAUUAUCAAUCUGAAUUAACACUAUUCUUAAUUAAUAUUCCAAUCGAAAUACUCAUUUUGGUAAUUGCUUGGUGGCUCG